UGAAAGUGAUACCUGGUUCCUUGAUAAAUACAUGGUAACCAAGAAUUUCUCGUGUAAAAUUUGAAGUAUUACUCGUAUAUGUAAUUGACGCUCUAGAGCUUCUCCAUUGUUUUAAUAAUUGUGAUCCUUUGUAUGCAAUUGAACACUAUAAUUAAUAUUCCUUACCACUAACAACUAGAAUGCUAAAGCCCAAUACAAUUUAGAAACAAAUUAAAAUUAAUAUCUGUAAAUCUGCUCCUACUAAGAAGGGAAAAAGGUAAAAAAAAUAUAAAAACGACUUCCAAUAUAUAUUACUUUAAAGAAAUAACAGUUAAUGUUACUGACACUUUAUUAGAUUAUAAUUAACGCUGUUUUCUGUACGAGCUGUUAUAAAAAGAGGCAAAAAGUUAUGGUUACUCGGAAAAGGAAAACGAAUGAAAUUCUAAUUGAAAUUCCACUUAAAAAUUAAUACUUACGUAACUGUUUACUUUCUAGAAGAUCGCCAAAUAACAUUUCCACUGUUCUACCACAAAAUCGUUCGGUGGCCCAGCCCCUUUACGCCUUAAUAUUAAGCGAACCGCCCCUCCACAGGGGGAUGGGAGACUCAAAAGCACACUAACCCGCACUGUGGUAUCCUAAAAUAGUCGUUGUUUCAACCCAAUAAACUCUACAAUCGAUUAACCUCGCUACCCACCCCAAAACACACCAUCGCGACACACGCAAUAAAAUACGGAGCCCGUGGGGUAUAAAUUUAUUUUACUGGCAAAUCUUCCCCAGUACAUUUCAGGUUACCGGCUGAAGUGUAUUGUACAGUAAUUUUUCCAAAGUGAGUGUAGUCGUUCAUGAUGUCUGGAGCAAGAACUCAAAUCGCAGACUCGUCAACAUCACCAUCUUUAAAUGACAACCGACACUUAGACUUCAGUGGCUUAAAGUUUUCAUACCCUGAUGGGUCUGACGAGGAAAGCAGUUCGAUGACUCCGGAGCUGCCGUCUUGUGUCUAUGCUGCUGCCCGAAGCCGUCUGCAGCUGCCUUUAGCAGCCUACGUACACCAACACACACGGCAAAUGCAUACAGAAGCGUUACUGGAAGCGUCAGUCGAGCCGGAAUACCAGUGCGGCGGAUCGCCAUACCGCGUCCAGAGAGCCGCAGCCAAUGUGCGGGAGCGUCGCCGCAUGCUGAGGUCCGGCCCCAAUGGCAGUAUAAACUCGGCGUUCGACGAACUGCGCGUCCAUGUGCCGACUUUCCCGUACGAGAAGCGACUUAGCAAGAUCGACACACUGCGUCUGGCGAUAGCGUACAUAGCCCUUCUUAGAGAGGUCUUGGACGCUGAAUACGAUCCUUUGACGUAUGUAGAGAAAUGUCUCCGCGGUGAAAUCAAGGCCGAUCGCGCGCAUUGGAAUACAAGCGAUCUCACUGCCCGCCUGUCUUGGAUAAAUUGGGAAAACCUCGGCGUCAACCCACAACGUCGCAGCAUCCUUACAUCCCUUGCUCUAAGCUCGGAGAACUUGCAGUACGCUCACAAUUAAAUAUUAUACCUUAUACCUUAGGCCUUGCCAGCUUUUCUCUAAGUCGUUUAAUAUGAUCUUUAUCCAAUUAUAGUGAGUUAAAUCUAGUCAUUUUAAUGAGUUUUUUAAAUAUUGAAAUAGUUGAAAUUCAGAUUUAUUUACAUAUUUAACAAGCAUAACAGAUUUUAGUAGUGUUGUCACUUGCAAAUUUUUCUCUGUACAAUCUAGUCUACAUAAUAUUGUUUAGUCUACCUUCGAUUUCCACUGACAAUAUGUCAUUGGUUUAAAAAACUUCUACACUUGUGUUACGGUAGUGGAAACCUACGGCAACAGUAAACAGUACGGUGAUAUUAAAAUAGAAAACUGUUAUUUAUAUUAUCGAUAUUGCUAUAUUUAUUCUUAAUACUGUAAUGAUGUUUUGUGUUGAAAGCUUCAAUGUUUAUAUAGUUUUGUCUUCCAAAUACACAAAAAAAAACCUAUCGCUUUUACUAAGCUUCUAAUUGUUAAUAAUAGUAAUUAAAUAGAAAAAAACCGGUGCAAUAUAGAUUAAAUUUAAUUUAUUGCCAGUGUAUUGUUAAAUGGUUUUCCAUACAUUUGCAACGUAUAACUUCGUUCAUACUAUGGACAACCAUUACGUAGUUACUUAUGUUAGAUAAAUAUUACACCAUAAAUGUAA
Molecule: messenger RNA, 2160 nt
Organism: Papilio polytes (common Mormon)
Lineage: Eukaryota; Metazoa; Arthropoda; Insecta; Lepidoptera; Papilionidae
Gene: Fer2
Product: helix-loop-helix protein 6
Exons: 6
Coding region: 822-1505 (227 amino acids)
Biological process (GO): developmental process; regulation of transcription by RNA polymerase II
Molecular function (GO): RNA polymerase II transcription regulatory region sequence-specific DNA binding; protein dimerization activity; DNA-binding transcription factor activity, RNA polymerase II-specific
Source: RefSeq, a predicted model, not a curated record